This is a messenger RNA of Crotalus tigris (Tiger rattlesnake), 2999 nucleotides long. It is a transcript of the gene PDE7A, whose product is annotated as phosphodiesterase 7A. The record is from RefSeq and is a predicted model, not a curated record. NCBI's taxonomy places the organism in Eukaryota, Metazoa, Chordata, Lepidosauria, Squamata, Viperidae. Bases 454 to 1908 code for a protein of 484 amino acids. Gene Ontology annotation, molecular function: 3',5'-cyclic-AMP phosphodiesterase activity. The transcript has 13 exons.
CCAGCACCUGGCCCCGCCCCUCGUGCGCGGGGCCGCGCCUCGUGCUGGACAAUAGCGGCGUUGCCGCAGCCGAGUUGUGUCUCCUCCAAAUCAGGCCGGGACUUGCCGCAGUUACAGCAGCCGCCGGGCCCGCCCGCUACGACCUGAACUAGCGGCGGCAAUGCCGCCGUCCCGGUUGCGGAGCUGACCGGGGGAUUCGCUUUUCGAGCCGGGAGCUUGAUGUUGGUUUCUUCUGGAUCAUCUAGGCUGCCUCUCCGCUUCUCCUGCGCAAAGCUCGCCGAGCCCUUCCCGAACGGUAGAAAGAAGUCUUUCUAGCGUUGCCCGGGUGUGCGUGCGUGGGGCAGGUGAAAGCGGUGAGCCGGGCCCUGCCUUGAUCCCGGAGCCGGGCCUGGCUUUGAUUGGCACCCCAGAAGACGAGGUGGUGGUGGCGGCGGUAGUGCAGCCACCGUUUCAAUGGAAGUAUGCUAUCAACUGCCGGUGCUGCCUCUGGACAGGCCGGUCCCGCAGCAUGUCCUCAGUCGCCGGGGGGCCAUCAGCUUCAGCUCCAGUUCCGCUCUUUUCGGCUGCCCCAACCCCAGGCAGCUUUCUCAGAGACGUGGAGCAAUUUCCUAUGACAGUUCUGAUCAAACUGCAUUGUACAUUCGCAUGCUAGGAGAUGUACGAGUAAGAAGUCGGGCAGGAUUUGAAAGAGAGAGAAGAGGUUCUCAUCCAUACAUUGAUUUCCGUAUUUUUCACUCAAAUUCUGAAUUUGAAGUUUCUGUGUCUGCAAGAAAUAUCCGAAGGUUAUUGAGUUUCCAGCGGUACUUGAGAUCUUCCCGUUUCUUCCGUGGUAUUACUCUUCCAAAUUCUUCAAACAUUUUAGAUGAUGAUUACAAUGGGCAAGCUAAGUGUAUGCUAGAAAAAGUUGGGAACUGGAAUUUUGAUAUCUUCCUUUUUGACAGGCUAACAAAUGGAAACAGUUUGGUCACAUUAACCUUUCACCUGUUUAAUCUUCAUGGACUUAUAGAAUACUUCCAACUAGAUACAAUGAAGCUACGCAGAUUUUUAGUAAUGGUUCAAGAAGAUUAUCACAGCCACAACCCAUACCACAAUGCAGUUCAUGCUGCUGAUGUGACUCAGGCCAUGCACUGUUAUUUAAAUGAACCCAAGCUUCUACAGUCUCUAACUCAAUGGGAUAUUCUGCUCAGUUUAAUUGCAGCUGCCACUCACGAUUUGGAUCAUCCAGGUGUUAAUCAGCCUUUUCUUAUUAAAACAAACCAUUAUUUAGCAACUUUAUACAAGAAUACCUCAGUAUUAGAAAAUCAUCACUGGCGAUCUGCAGUGGGGUUAUUGAGAGAGUCUGGAUUAUUUGCACAUAUAUCACUAGAAAGCAGGCAGCUGAUGGAAAGCCAAAUAGGAGCAUUGAUUCUCGCCACUGAUAUUAGCCGUCAGAAUGAAUAUCUGUCCCUGUUUCGUACCCAUUUGGACAAAGAAGACUUAUGCUUAUUAGAGGAAGAUCAUCGGCAUCUUGUCCUCCAGAUGGCUUUGAAAUGUGCUGAUAUUUGUAAUCCCUGUCGGACCUGGGAGCUAAGCAAACAGUGGAGUGAAAAAGUAACUGAAGAAUUUUUUAAUCAAGGAGACAUUGAGAAAAAAUACUGCUUAGGUGUGAGUCCACUAUGUGAUCGACAGACAGAAACCGUUGCCAACAUCCAGAUUGGUUUUAUGACCUAUUUGGUGGAACCAUUAUUUGCAGAAUGGGCUCGUUUUUCAAACACCAAGCUGUCUCAAACUAUGCUUGGUCACAUGGGACUGAAUAAAGCUAGCUGGAAAGGUAUUCAGAGAGAACAAUCUAGCAGCGGUGAUGAUACUGAUCCUGCAUGUGAGGAAACAGACUCUGAUGUAGUACCUCAGGAACACCGACUAUCCUGACCCCAGAAUCUGCUUAACAAACUGCUCUUGCUUGGUAUCUAUAGACCAGCGUUUGAGGAUAAAUUCUGCCUGACUGCCAAGGUUUCAGUAUAAACAAUGCCAGCAUUAUUUAUUUCCAGUUGUUUUCUUUGAGAAAUUUGAAACUGGUUUUCAAUUAUAAGACCUGAAUAUAGAGCAAUAUGCAUAUGCCUCAGUUGGCUUCUGCAUGGAACCUUGAAUAUGCAACCCUGAGAAGAAUACAAGUCUGGACUGGGAAAGUUCAAGAUUUGUUAUGUGCCACAUUAUUUGUUUUUUUUAGAGGAGAUUUGACGUAAGGCCUUCAAAACUGCCACAUGACAUGGAUGAUUCUAUUUUCCUGGAAUUUAGCAGGACUCCAUUCGAUCCUUGUCCAUUAUGUGGAAAUGUGAAGUGCCCAUACUUGGCUGCCUUGGGCAAGAACUGAUGUUUACACACAGACUUGGAAACCGUAGAUUCAAAAAUAACCUUUCUGCAUGGCUGUGAAGGAACCACUGAUUUUUUUUUUAAAUUAUCAAAUCUGAAACUGCAGCUCAUUUUUCUCUUAGUAAGAGAAGUCUGCCGUGGGUUACAAAUUUGGCUGUGCAUUGAGAAUUGAACAUUUAAUAUAAAGCACAGCCACGUUUUACUCCAGAGUAUGGGAAUGCAAUAUAGCAAGCAGAAAUACUUCUGAAUUUUGGGAAGGGAGGUGGGAUGGAGGAGAGGAAGAACUUCAAAUUAUGUUAAGAUUCUAUGGUGAAAACAAUUGCAUGUUGUUUUUGUUAUUGUACACUUGAACUGCACAUGCAACAAAAAAGGUGGAAUGACUACCAGAAACAGCUCAGGGUAUUGCCAGUCUGAAAUAAAGUGGGAUGGAAAGCAUGUCCUUCAUAACAAGGGUACAAAAUGCCCCUUACGCUGCAGUGUGUGUGAGUGAGAGAGUGAGCGUGAGAGAGAGAGAGAGAGAGAGAGAGAGAGAGGAUGAAGGAAUGAAUGAGUACCUGGUGGGAUUGUGAAAAAAGGGGAAAAUGAAAAGGAGUCAAAAGGCAUUUUUUAAUUUAUUCUUUUUAGAAUGUGAUAUUUUCAUGAGCAGCCAC